CGCCGUUCCAUGUUUGGGUGCGGUCGUCUCCAUCUGCCUGGCAACGUCAUUGACUGCCUGGUGAAACAGAGUCAGAUUGUAAACACGUCUCCACGAGGCUGCAUAAAUUGACUUACGAUCGGGCCGACGAAGUUGCUGUCGCCAACCUAUACACCAUCCAAUCUCUGCCACCGAUCUUGCUCCAUCUCAACGCCCAUACCACAUUGUAGAACACGCACACCUGUUUCAGACGCCAAAAGAUCCUCCAUGUUUGCCCGCGGCAGCGCCAAGGAGCGAAGCUCGCCCAGGAAGGUGACACCGCCGUCGCCUUCCUAUAUGUCGAGCGAACAAUUCGCGGCCUACCUUGCAGACCUUCGCAACAACCGCAUCGCCAGGCCUGCGGGCGCCCGUCCCCCGCCGGCUUCUAAACGUGAUGCUUCUGGCUUGACUACCAGCGGCGACCGGUCCUCCGUUGCAGGGCCUUCGUCAUCAGUAUCCUCCCUGCCUCAGAUUUCCUCCCACCAGCGAGCUCAGUCAGACGCCGGCAGCAUUCCGCCAGCCGCCAGCCGCCCGUCCCUCCCCCCCAGCAUAUCGUCUCACUCGCCUAUCGCCCGCGGAAAGGAUAACUACCGAGACCGUCCCGUGCAGCCCUUGAAGCCAUCAGAAGUUGUCCCUAGUGCGACCUACAUUGAGCGCGGCCAGAGAUGGAUGGAAAAGGAAGAGGCAUCAUCGUUACGCCGAGCCAUGGAGGCGAUGGAUCUGAAAGACCGGUCCCGGCGAGGCAAAGGGGGGGACGACGAGAGCGACGAAGAACGGCGAAUUUACAACGCGGCUCUGGAUGAGGCGGCGGAAUUGGUAUGGCGGCACCAGAAUCCGGGAAAGCUGCCGGAGCCUGGUGCGCCCUACAGAUACCGGCCACACCUGCGCAAGAACAGCUACGCCCAUGCCCGCGCCGCUAGUCUCGGGAGGUAUGGAGCCGACGUCGCGCCAACUGACCUUGCUCGGGAUCCUCUCUCGCGCUCUGUGUCCGGUAGUUCCACGGAGGCCGACAGCCCUGAGCCGGCUUCCGGCCGGGCCUCAUUUGCCUCUUCUCGCCAGCCACCCAAUACCGAACCUGGCAGUAACGCGGGGCAAGACGCUGCGGCACCAGCGGGUAGUGCUAAAUCGUUAGGCGACAUAUCCUCCAACGGACCCCGUCCCCUUCCAGGACGGCGCUCUAGAAGCAGGCAAAAAGGGAGCAUGAGCGGCGACUGCCAAGAGCCCUUCUCUGGCGACCAGAUCUGGGAAGAGCCAGAUAAAGAGACUUCGGAUCCGCCCCGGGCUCCCUCAUCCGACGACCUGGCCAAUCCGCUGCGGCCAAAGCCAAAGGAACCUCUGAACAGGCUUCAGUUCCCCCGCAGGGGAGCUGAUGGCUUGAAGAUGGCUGCUUCCCCUCCUUCUUCACCUGAGAAGGUGGUCUCGAAAUACGAGAUACACCGGAAUCCCCCGAGCCAGUCGCGGAAUCCUCACUACACAAUCAAUCCUCCUGCUCCAGCUCAAGCAGCGCAGCGUGAAGACGUGCCUCGCAAGCAUGGGAUGGAGAUCCGCAGCGAAGAAAUUAUACAGGCUACGAGUAUGAAACUUAAGGACCGCAGUCCCAAGCUCCCCACCCCUUCAGCGGUUAGCGAUAGUCCCGGUAGACCUAUCGUAAGCUUUGAUAAGAAUUGGAAGCCCCAAGAGGAGGCUACUGACGGAAAGUCAGAAAAGUCAACAACCGGGCGGGGGAGCCCCAACCACUCGGGGUGCCUCGUCCCGGGCGGGGUCCGCCAGCAGCAGUCGCAGAGGCAAGAGCAAACGAUCCCUGCUAUCUCUGCUAGGGGCGGUAGUGCGGCUUCGGCGGCGGCCACGUCGACAUCGCCGACGCGCCGCUCACAACCCCCUCCGCCUAGCAUUCAAGUAGAGGGACCACCCGUCCCCGCGAUUGCGGUCAGCGACCCUUCCUCGCCGUCCCCACCUGCCAUCGUAGUCGAGCCCGAGGGGGCCGGCUCUGGCGGCCCCAAUAUCCCCGUGAUUGUGGCCCCGGAUGAUGCUCCUGCAGACACGGCUGGUAGCUCCCGUCGCCCGCUUCCCACCCCGCAAUCCGGGGCUCCUCGCGUCCGGCAGGCCGCGCGACCUCGCGCACCCUGGCCUCCCGUUUCCCGGCCGGCUGGUAGCCGGGCGACUGCUCGCUGCCACGAGUGCGGAGACGUCAUCGAGGGGCGUUUCGUGUCGCUCGCCGGCAUGUCGGAGCGGUUCCACCCCCAGUGCUUCACCUGCUAUGCUUGUGGCACCUCGCUCGAGGCGCUCGAGAUCUCACCCGAACCCGACAACCACCGCGCCGCGCGCCUCGACCGUAUCGCCCGCCGUGCCGCUGGCGAGAUACUCCCGGAGGAGCCUGGCCAGACGAUGGCUGAGGACGGCGACGAGCGCCUCCGCUUCUACUGCCAUCUCGACUGGCACGAGCUGUUUGCCCCCCGAUGCAAGCACUGCAAGACGCCCAUCAUGGGCGAGCACGUGGUAGCCUUGGGUGCCCACUGGCACUUCGGCCACUUCUUCUGCGCCGAGUGCGGCGAACCGUUCGAAAAGGGCAUGACGCAUAUCGAAAAGGACGGCUAUGCGUGGUGCGUGUCCUGCCAGACGAAGCGCACCGAGAGGAGGGCGCCCAAGUGCCGCAAGUGUCGGACGGCCGUCAUCGGCCAGUACGUUCGUGCCCUGGGCGGCGAGUGGCACGAUGAGUGUUUCCGUUGUGCCACCUGCAACGGAAGCUUUGACGACGGCCAGAUCUUCCCCAUGGAAGGUCGUGGUGCCCCGGGCGAGACAGUGGUGCUCUGUACCAAGUGCAUGGAGAAGGAAUUGAAAGCAUAAGGAGCUGAUAUCGAUCGGCGGGUGAUAUCCGACGACGACUACGACGACGAUGACGACGAUGAUGAUGACGAUGAUUGCAUUGUUGAUGCAUCUUUUGGCUUUGCAUGCGGGCUUCAUAGAUGAUGGCUAUAGUUUGCUCAAAUGUAGUUUAUUGUGUCUGCGCCCUUUGGUCUACGCACAAUGAGAGCCCAUCUCGCUGGCGUUUCCAUACCAAGGCUUGUGCCCGCUGGACCGGCCGUGAGAGGAUUUCCAUCACUCAAGAGCCUACAA
Molecule: messenger RNA, 3132 nt
Organism: Thermothelomyces thermophilus ATCC 42464
Lineage: Eukaryota; Fungi; Ascomycota; Sordariomycetes; Sordariales; Chaetomiaceae
Exons: 2
Coding region: 247-2862 (871 amino acids)
Biological process (GO): actin cytoskeleton organization
Cellular component (GO): cytoplasm
Source: RefSeq, a predicted model, not a curated record